AUGUUAAUUGUUGUAAUUGUAAUUUCAGUGACGAGUAGAAGAGCCAGGACUGAAAUACCUGCUUGGACUGUUAGUGAUCCAGUGCCAGGUGGACCUGAGGACGGGAGUAUUAUUCCCAGUUUCCUUGGACAUGUCGCUUAUGGAAUAUGGACAGGGAAGGAGGAGCGAGGCACUCUGAAGUGUCAGAGUAGACAUGCAGUUUGUAAGAGGCUGUCAGCAUGGCAUCAUGACGCCUCAGACGAGGUCAAACACCUGAUAGCCGAGAGUGGUUUGGGGCAUCUCCCUGAUAUUAUGUUCAGUCACUUGGAUAUUCCGCUCCUUUCUGCAUUUGUGGAGCGAUGGCAGCCUGAUACUAACUCUUUUCACCUGCCAUUCGGGGAGAUGACCAUUACACUGCAUGACGUGUGGAUUAUUCUCCGUAUUCCUGUGGACGGAAAAGUGGUUUCAGAUAAGCCCGGGAAACAGUUGUUGCUUGCCUCCUGUGUAGAGAUUUUAGGGAUCUCUAUGGAUGACUUGUUAGCUAAUUCGACGAAGCAUUAUGAAAAUGGAGGGGUUCUGAUUGAGUCCAUUUUUAGGAAUUGUGGACGGGGUUUGAGUGCUGAGGUUGAGGCAAUAGCGUGGAUGUGGCUGACGCUAGGUUGCACUCUUUUCGUCGAUAAGACUGGCCACCGGGUUAAACCAGCCUGUCUUUGGGAGGUUAGGGAUGGAGUCGCAGACGCGAAGGAUUAUUCUUGGGGUUCUGCUACACUGGCCUAUUUAUUUCGUCAGUUAGGAAUCGCCUCCAGAGGCGACUGCCACAGUUUGUCUGGGUGUCUGACAUUUCUCCAGGCUUGGAUAUACGAGUAUUUUCCAUGUUUCAGACCCCAGCGAGAUAGGCUAAUUACAGAGAUUGGCACUCCUCGAGCGUGUAGUUGGAGUGUAUCCGGGACAGAGUGCACAGAGAUCCGGCUUCAGUCAUUGCGUGCCCGCAUAGACAGUUUGACUGCCGACGAGGUGUCGUGGCUUCCCUUUGGUGGUGACCCUGCUGCAGUCCUUCAGCGGACUGCUUACAUGGGUUGGAUAGUGUACAGGGACAUUGUUGAGCCGUACAUGUCCGCCAGAUUUGUACGUCAGCUGGGGUAUGUGCAGAGCAUACCGUCGCCUAUUCUUCGGCCGGAAAAGGCCGUUAGGGCGUGGAAUUCAAAGUUGUACAAUGUGGAGAUGGCUCAGAUUGGUGCGGUCGACGGCUGGCAGGGUUUUCCUAUGACUUGCAUGCUUCCUUUGACGUUGCUCGAGCCAGCCACUGUUCUUGCUGGAGCUUGCCAUCCCGCGUACUUGGAGUGGUACGCACGAUUUUCCCACCCGCAGGUCCUUAGCUCUGACGUUACAGCUUCACGAGGCCGUCCUUCUCGCUCCAACAUUGAUUAUUGGGUAAAUCGUUUCAGUUCCCUGAGUCAGAGAAAUCUCACGCGUAUCACUGCGGCUAGUGCGCCGUUUGCCAUUCCGGAGAUAGAUCAUAGCAUAUCUGAGUCGACCACUGACUUGGAGCGACUCAUUGCAGACUGACGGCUGGCAGAUUGA
Messenger RNA from Mercurialis annua (annual mercury), 1560 nucleotides. RefSeq names its product protein MAINTENANCE OF MERISTEMS-like. Gene Ontology annotation, biological process: meristem maintenance; meristem development. The transcript has 4 exons. The record is from RefSeq and is a predicted model, not a curated record. NCBI's taxonomy places the organism in Eukaryota, Viridiplantae, Streptophyta, Magnoliopsida, Malpighiales, Euphorbiaceae. The coding region runs from base 1 to 1545 and encodes 514 amino acids.